This is a messenger RNA of Filobasidium floriforme, 1026 nucleotides long. RefSeq lists its product as uncharacterized. Bases 1 to 1026 code for a protein of 341 amino acids. The transcript has a single exon. The record is from RefSeq and is a predicted model, not a curated record. NCBI's taxonomy places the organism in Eukaryota, Fungi, Basidiomycota, Tremellomycetes, Filobasidiales, Filobasidiaceae.
AUGCUGGAUCCCAUCACCAUGCAAUGGCGAUCAGCGAACUCGGCCCUCUUGGAGGGUCUCCCCUCGAUCAGCCAACAGAUCCGUCGAUCUCGUCUCGAAGACAAGAAGAGACUCGACGAAGCUAUUCAUCACUACCAGUCCGCCGAGAGCGAGAACGAACAGCUCCGUCAGAGGGUUGCCGAAGGGGAAGCGAGGACUCGUCAGAUGGUGGCCGAUGGGGAAGCGAAGGUCCAUCAGAUGGCCGCCGAGGGAAAGAGCAGGACGGACCAGCUCUUCAAAGCUCUCGGGGAGAAGGACGAGCUGCAGACCCAGUUGGCUCUAGCGUUGAAGGAGGUCAAGGAUCAUGCGGAGAAGGUGUAUAGGUUGGAAGAAGGAGGACGGAUGAGGGAGAUGGAGUUGAAGUUGGAAAACCGGGAUAGGAACCAGGAGUAUGAGCGUCAGAUUGCUCAGCUCCAAGCUGAACAUCGACGUACCCUCGAUCAAUCGACGGCUCGUUACGAGGAGACGCUUUCCACUCUUAAAAACGAUCACCUUGCCCUCACCUCUACUCUCGAGAACGAACACCUCGCCGCCAUCUCUACCCUCAAGAAAGACCACCUCGCUGCCAUCUCUACCGUACAAGACCACCUCGCUGGGAGCCGUAGCCGGAUCUCUGACCUAGAGAACGAUCACUCCGCCAGCAUCUCCACACUCAAAGCCGAUCAUCUUUCCACCAUCUCUACCCUCAAGGAAGACCACCUCGCCGCUAUCUCUACCGUACAAAGCGACCUCGCUGGGACCCGUGCCCGGAUCUCUGACUUAGAGGCGGAACUCCGGGUCACCAACGAGAAGCUCUCGAUGUCUCCUCAGGGAUCAUCAUCGGAGAACGAUCUACGUCGAGAGCUGGAGACCACCCAGAGCAGCGCGAGGAAAUACAAGGACUUGGCAAACCUUUGGAAGAGUCGGUCUGAAGAGCUGCACGCUAGGUUGAUCGGUGUAGCCGAGGGCAACGUCAGGUUGGUCGAGCGUCCGAUGGAUGGGAGAUAG